UCGGAAUAAUUCAAGGCCGAGUGAUUUGUGUGUGCACUGCUCUCGCUCCUAACUUCCACUUCCAGUUAUCGAUCGUAAAAUACUCCGAAAGACACCGUGAAACAAGUCUUCUGAGGACCAAAAAGGUUUUAUUGUAAUAUUGCCUUUCCAGAGUACCAGUGUGGAGAAGAAAUGGCUAGCAUGCGGGCGAUUCGUAUCCAGGGCUUUGGCGGGCCAGAAGUGCUGAAAGUGUCCAGUGUGGAGCGACCCACACCCAAACCCGGACAGGUGUUGGUGCAAAUCAAAUCAGCUGGCGUCAAUCCGGUAGAUACGUACAUUCGAGCCGGAACUUUUGGCCCUCGACCCUUUCCGCUAGGACUGGGCGGCGAUGCGGCUGGAAUUGUGGCGGCUGUGGCGGAUGGAGAAAAGAACAUCAAGGUUGGUGAUCGUGUGUUCACCUGUGAAGGCCCCGGUCCGUUAACGGGAACUUACGCCGAAUACGCUUUGGUCCCGACACGUGCCGUAUUUCCAUUACCGGAUUCGCUGACCUUCAGCCAAGGAGCAGCACUGGGAAUACCUUAUCUGACUGCCCUUCGUUCACUGAUCAUCAAGGCGAAAUCAAAGCCACACGAGACACUUCUGGUUCAUGGUGCAAGCGGCGCUGUGGGAUUAGCCGCCUGCCAGGUGGCCUCCUCGUGGGGGAUGAAAGUGUUCGGUACGGCCGGCACGGAUGACGGUCUGCAGCUGAUCAAAGCCAAUGGCGCCGGUGCGGUCUUCAACCAUCGCGACAAAAACUACGUCCAGAAGCUGCGGGAAGCCGUCGGUGAGCACGGCUUCGAUGUCAUCCUGGAGAUGGUGGCCAAUCACAAUCUGGGAGUGGAUGUGGAGUUGGCCGCGGUGGACGGACGGAUCGUGGUGAUCGGCAGUCACGGGGAGGCCAAAUUCGAGCCCUUCCACAUGAUGGGCAAAGAGGUGACGGUGGCCGGGGUCAUGCUGCCGCAUUCGACGGAUGAGGAGUGGCGGAUCAUUGGGGCGGAGCUGGUUAAGGGCAUCAACAGCGGGCAUGUCCGACCGGUGAUCGACCAGGAGUUUCCCCUGGAGAAAGCGCCGGAAGCACAUGAAGCCGUGAUUCAGCACACCGGUGGAUCCAAAGGAAAAAUCGUUUUGACCUUAUAAAGAAAACCAAACGGAUGCAGACGCUCACCGACAGCACUCCAAAAGCAAAAAAAUUGGUCGAUCAAAAUUUGCAUUUACAAAAUAUAACAGCAUAAAGUUUGCGCAUUCGUUUUACAUGUUCUGUUCUGUGUUUCGUUUCUUAAUUGCACAAUGUUCUCAACUCUUAAAACUAAUGCAUCGAGACUGCAGUGCGGAAAAUAAAUGCUAAGUUUCA
Messenger RNA from Paramacrobiotus metropolitanus, 1369 nucleotides. Its product is annotated as quinone oxidoreductase-like. Lineage: Eukaryota; Metazoa; Tardigrada; Eutardigrada; Parachela; Macrobiotidae. Gene Ontology annotation, molecular function: NADPH binding; mRNA 3'-UTR binding; quinone reductase (NADPH) activity. Gene Ontology annotation, cellular component: cytosol. The transcript has 6 exons. The record is from RefSeq and is a predicted model, not a curated record. The coding region runs from base 172 to 1155 and encodes 327 amino acids.